Cladophialophora psammophila CBS 110553 is the source of this 669-nucleotide messenger RNA. RefSeq lists its product as uncharacterized. Bases 1 to 669 code for a protein of 222 amino acids. NCBI's taxonomy places the organism in Eukaryota, Fungi, Ascomycota, Eurotiomycetes, Chaetothyriales, Herpotrichiellaceae. Gene Ontology annotation, cellular component: mitochondrion. Gene Ontology annotation, molecular function: 4 iron, 4 sulfur cluster binding; iron ion binding; 2 iron, 2 sulfur cluster binding. The transcript has a single exon. Gene Ontology annotation, biological process: iron-sulfur cluster assembly. The record is from RefSeq and is a predicted model, not a curated record.
AUGAGACUCUCUUUCCGCGCUGCACGUCCCCUACGGCGGCCACAGGAUCCUACGACCUACCUCCGAGCAUGUCGAGCCAUCUCCAAUGCUUCACGACAGCAGAUGACAAACCCCGGACAAGCGAAUCCCCGUCGUCCCAUAGCGUCUCUGGAAGAGAAUUACUCGGGGCAAAGAAGAAACAUGUCCAGCACACGCAUCAGGCCGGCGACAGUUGUCGUGCAGAACCCCCGCGUCGACGAAGACGGGAAAGAAAUGACGAUCACGAUCUCCGAGCGAGCUGCCAAACGCCUGAAACAGAUCACCAGCGCGCCUCCGCAGAAGAACUCUCUUACCUCUUCCUCCUCCUCAGCUUCGCCGCCAGAUUCCCACCUGCGCGUCACAGUGACCUCGGGCGGCUGCCACGGAUUCCAAUAUCUGAUGUCCCUUGAGGACUCUUCGAAGAUCGACGCCGAAGAAGACACUAUAUUCUCAAAUGCCGAUGACGAUGAGACGGCGCGGACAACAGGGCCUGGAAAAGCAGAGGUGGUCAUGGACUCUGCGAGUCUGGAGUUGUUGAAAGGCAGCACCAUCGAUUUCACGCAGGAGUUGAUCGGAAGUCAGUUCAAGGUUGUGGGCAAUCCGCGCGCGACGAGCAGUUGUGGAUGUGGUACGAGUUUCGACGUUGAGUGA